Messenger RNA from Harmonia axyridis, 624 nucleotides. RefSeq lists its product as uncharacterized. Lineage: Eukaryota; Metazoa; Arthropoda; Insecta; Coleoptera; Coccinellidae. Bases 1 to 624 code for a protein of 207 amino acids. The record is from RefSeq and is a predicted model, not a curated record. The transcript has a single exon.
AUGUCUAAUAUUGAUAAUUUGGUUAAACAAAGAACUAUUCUCAAAAGUAAAUUAACUAGAAUGGUCAAUUGGUUCAGCCAAGAUGAUCUUAAAGAUAGAGAAGAAUAUAGUGCUCGUAAAAGUCAAUUAGAGCAAAUCUUCAAAGAUUAUGAAAAUGUUCAAACUCAGUUGGAGUUAUUUGACUCUGCCUCAUAUGAAGAGGACAGAGAUAUUUUAGAAACUAAGGUUUAUUUAAAGGUUAUAUCUAUGGCAACAAGAACUAUGAAUCAGUUCGAAAACUCACAAAAUCAAAAACCUAAUAAGCCCACAACUCAUUCUAGUAUAAAGUUGCCGGAAAUUUCGAUUCCUAACUUUUCGGGUGAUAUUGAACAAUGGCCGAGUUUCUUUGAACUAUUCAACGCCCUCAUAACAGAUAACGACAAUUUGUCUGACAUCCAACGGUUGAUGUAUUUAAAAUCAGCCUUAUCGAAAAAACCUUUACAACUAAUUGAAAACUUGGAAGUUAUAAGUUUAAAUUAUAACAUUGCGAUUAACACUUUGAAAGACAGAUAUGAUAACCAUAUCUUAUUGUCAACGCUUAUAUUCGAAAACUAUAGACCACGGGCACGUGACGUCACAUGCUAA